UUCGCUCCUACGUCUGCUAUGAUACGUCGUCGUAUCCUCUUCAAACAAUAGUCCCCUCUUAUCAUUUUUUCCUCCUUUCAUCUUCAACCUCUCUCCCCCUUCUUUUUCAGUCACUCAGCUACCAAUGGAGGACUUCUGGAAGAGAGCCAAGACAUUCGCCGAAGAAGCAGCGAAGAAAUCUCAAUCUCUAAGCAGUUCCUCCGCCACUGCAAGGAUCGCCGAUCUCGUCUCCGAAACCGCAAAGAAAUCAAAAGAACUCGCCGCCGAGGCUUCCAAAAAAGCAGAAGAGAUCAAAACCGCUGCUCUCCGUCAGGCUGAUCAGAUCAAGUCCUUCUCCGAUACAAUCUCCAUUCCUCCUCAAUUAUCCGCAAUUGCCGCCGCGGCAUCAGCAACUGCCACUUCCACCGCACUUCCCUCCGUUCCACAGGAAGAGGAGCUCGAGAAAUUUGGCGUCACUGACGAUCUUAGAUCCUUCGUUAAAGGCCUCACUUCCACCACCUUCAAAAACUUUCCUGUCAAUUCUGAUGAAAAUGAAUCUGAGGCUUCUGAUGUGCCCACUUCGGGCUCUAAUGUUCGGAAGGAUCUCAAUGAGUUUCAAGAGAAGCAUGCCAAUCUUGUUUUAACUACUGUUAAGGAAAUUUCUAGGUUGAGAUAUGAACUAUGCCCACGUGCUAUGAAAGAAAGACACUUUUGGAAGAUAUAUUUCACACUUGUCAACACUCAUGUGGCUCCGUAUGAAAAGCAAUAUAUGGAGGAGCUCAGAGCAGCAGCAAUGCAGAGUGAGGAUUCUAAGGUAGAACAAACUGCUGGAGGAAGUGGAAAGGCAGAAGUAACAGGGAAGAAUGUGAAGAGUAUAUCUUCUAAUUCAUCUGCUACUGAGCAAGACUUGGAUACAUUUCUUCUUGGAGAUCUUGAAGACAGUGAUGAAGCUCCAGAUGAUGGUGAUGGCAGCUUUGAUGAUGAUUUUGACAAGAUUGGCAAUUCUGAUGUUGAAGAUGAGAAGCAUGCAAAGAAAGCAUCUGCUACAACAGUUUAGGAUACGUAAUUACCUUUUAAGACAGUUGAAAUUGAAGUUUGCUGCUUGCAACUAGCAGAGAUAUCCGCCAGAGACGAAUGGUUGUAGCAGUCUCAAACGGUGGCUGUGGCACUCUAGAUUUGGUGAAUUGGUGGAGAAAGCUUAUGUAAUUUGUUAUUGUUUAUUUGUUGACCAUAUUACCCUAUAUAGUGGCGGAUUAACUCAUUAGAUAAGAAUUUGUUGAUGUACCCAGGCUUGCCUUGUACAGUUACAUAUUUGUUGAUGUUACUAAAUUCUUAUAUGAAGUUUUAUUCAGCGAAGAACACUAGCAUAA
This is a messenger RNA of Cicer arietinum (chickpea), 1349 nucleotides long. RefSeq lists its product as uncharacterized. The record is from RefSeq and is a predicted model, not a curated record. NCBI's taxonomy places the organism in Eukaryota, Viridiplantae, Streptophyta, Magnoliopsida, Fabales, Fabaceae.